AACCGGGGCGAGGGGAAAGGAUUUUCGUGGGCAAAUAAGUAUGAAAAAGCCAGAGUGCAGGAAAUUUGGGACUAGGAAACUGAAAUUUACCUAUCUUGACCAGAAAGGAUGGACGAGGUCAAAGAUGAGAAAAAUGAAAAGGGGGCACUUAAAGCUGCAUGGAAGUUUUGUGGGUUGCUGUUAUCGCUCAGGCCAACGGCCAAGGGGUUCGGCCUCAGGUUGGGAAUAAAGCGGAGGAAAGUCUCGGCCGGCGCCGGCGGGAACACGGCGGGGCCGGGUAGCGCUCCCACGCCAGACUAACAAAGGCCGGCCGGGGAACUUCCCGAGCCGUGCCGCCGGCGGGGGCCGAAGGGUUAACUGCGCGCCGGCCUCCCGCGCGCAUCCCGGCCCCACACCCGCCGUCGCUAGGAAACGCCGCCAGCGGGGGAGGGGCGGGCGGCGCGGCCGAGGGUGGGAAUCUUUUUCGGGCGCCCGGGGGCGGAGGGAGGGGAGCGCGCGUGCGCGCGCCCCGCCGGCCGUCGCCGCGGUGACCGACCUCGGAGUCCGCCGGCUCGCGCCCCGCCCCCGUGCCUGCUGCCCCCUCCCCUGUCCUGCGCGCGGGGCUUCUUGCUCCUCCUGAGGUACCGCGGCCAGCGUCGCCGCGGCUCCUUCUCUCGCAGCCUUGGGUUUCCUUGGCGCUGCUGCCGCCGCUACCUCCUCGGUCUUCACGAGGAGGAGGAUGUGAAGAUGGCGGAGCUGCAGAUGCUGCUGGAGGAGGAAAUCCCGGGGGGCCGCCGGGCCCUCUUCGACAGUUACACGAAUCUGGAACGGGUGGCAGAUUACUGCGAGAACAACUACAUCCAGUCAGCAGAUAAGCAGCGAGCCCUAGAAGAAACCAAAGCCUACACCACCCAGUCCUUAGCAAGUGUUGCCUAUCUGAUAAAUACCUUGGCGAACAAUGUCCUGCAAAUGCUGGAUAUCCAGGCAUCCCAGCUACGAAGGAUGGAAUCUUCAAUCAAUCAUAUUUCACAAACUGUUGAUAUUCAUAAAGAGAAAGUUGCGAGAAGAGAAAUUGGUAUUUUGACUACUAAUAAAAACACUUCAAGGACACAUAAGAUUAUUGCUCCAGCCAACCUUGAACGACCAGUUCGUUAUAUUAGAAAACCUAUUGACUAUACAAUUCUAGAUGAUAUUGGACAUGGAGUAAAGUGGUUGCUUAGAUUUAAGGUGAGUACCCAGAAUAUGAAGAUGGGUGGGCUGCCGCGUACAACACCUCCAAGUCAGAAACCCCCCAGUCCCCCAAUGUCAGGGAAAGGGACACUUGGGCGACACUCCCCCUAUCGCACACUGGAGCCAGUGCGUCCUCCAGUGGUACCAAACGAUUAUGUACCUAGCCCAACCCGUAAUAUGGCUCCCUCGCAGCAGAGCCCUGUGAGGACAGCUUCUGUGAAUCAAAGAAAUCGAACUUACAGCAGCAGUGGGAGUAGCGGAGGAAGCCACCCGAGCAGCCGGAGCAGCAGUCGGGAGAACAGCGGCAGCGGCAGCGUGGGCGUGCCCAUCGCGGUCCCCACUCCCUCUCCUCCCAGUGUCUUUCCAGCCCCUGCUGGCUCUGCUGGUACUCCUCCCCUUCCUGCUACUUCUGCAUCUGCCCCUGCCCCUCUUGUUCCUGCUACUGUCCCUUCCUCCACUGCCCCAGAUGCUGCUGCUGGGGGUGCCCAGACCCUUGCUGAUGGCUUCACUUCUCCAACUCCCCCUGUUGUUUCUUCCAAUCCCCCUCCAGGUCAUCCUGUUCAGUUCUACAGCAUGAAUAGACCUGCCUCUCGCCAUACUCCCCCAACAAUAGGGGGCUCGUUGCCCUAUAGACGUCCGCCUUCCAUAACUUCACAAACAAGCCUUCAGAAUCAGAUGAAUGGGGGACCUUUUUAUAGCCAGAAUCCAGUAUCUCUGGCUCCUCCUCCUCCCUCCAUCCUACAGGUAACUCCUCAGUUACCUUUAAUGGGAUUUGUGGCCAGAGUCCAAGAAAAUAUUUCAGAUACCCCCCCUCCUCCACCCCCCACGGAGGAACCUGUCUUUGAUGAAUCCCCGCCCCCACCUCCGCCCCCAGAAGACUAUGAAGAGGAGGAAGCAGCUGUGGUUGAGUAUAGUGACCCUUAUGCUGAAGAGGACCCACCCUGGGCUCCAAGGUCUUACUUGGAAAAGGACAAACUCACAAAAGACAUGACAAAAUUUUGGAAGCUAGAAAGCACAUGCCUGAGUGGUAACCAACUCAGCAGGCCCAAGAAAAGCUCCAAGUGAUGCCAGCACUGGAGAAAAGCAGAGAAGCACCCCAACUGACAUUAUGUGACCUUGAAACUUUCCAGAAGCAGCAGAAGUAAAGGUAGGCCUCAAAGCAGGAGCACUGGUUGAAAGCAUCUUUAAGAAAUUGGUUAAAUCCCAGAUCCCUCCUUUUCUCGCACAGCACCAGUGCUCUCAGGUUCAGACUGAUGUUGACUCACGGGACCCAACAGACCAUAUAUUGGCACCAGGUUCACUUAGUUCUGCAGAAAAACAAAGACAGCAUGCUAGGAUGAGGUAUGCUAUCUUCAGAAGGGAUCUCUACAGCCCACCAGGGGUCUUUUUUAGAUCCACCAUGGUAAAGAAAGAGAUCAUGUGGUUAAGUAGAGAAAUCACCCUAGCUUAGAGAAACUUCAUGCCUCACGGGAACCAGCGGUACAUUGUUAUAGCAAUGAGUGUGGUUUCAGGGCCUCUUAAGGGAUACACUCUUGCUCACUUAUAAGAGUUAAACACAGCACACAAGGAAGUGAAGGUCUGGGUCUUUUCACAGGCUUUCAUAGUUCAUUCAGUCUUCCUGGUCCUUAUGCACUCACCCAACAGGGGUCAAUUUACAGUGAAUAAUAUUAACCUGGAAAUGUUCUUUAUUUAUUAAUCAAGUUGCUAGUAAAAGAA
Manis pentadactyla (Chinese pangolin) is the source of this 2925-nucleotide messenger RNA. It is a transcript of the gene ABI2, whose product is annotated as abl interactor 2. The transcript is spliced from 12 exons. NCBI's taxonomy places the organism in Eukaryota, Metazoa, Chordata, Mammalia, Pholidota, Manidae. Gene Ontology annotation, cellular component: lamellipodium. The record is from RefSeq and is a predicted model, not a curated record. Gene Ontology annotation, molecular function: SH3 domain binding. The coding region runs from base 727 to 2274 and encodes 515 amino acids.